Messenger RNA from Leptopilina boulardi, 1188 nucleotides. RefSeq lists its product as uncharacterized. The transcript has 2 exons. The coding region runs from base 231 to 668 and encodes 145 amino acids. The record is from RefSeq and is a predicted model, not a curated record. NCBI's taxonomy places the organism in Eukaryota, Metazoa, Arthropoda, Insecta, Hymenoptera, Figitidae.
AUGAGUUUGAUGAUGAUUGUGAUGAACGUAUCCUUGAAAUAAUUGAUCUUGUAUUUAAUUACGGUGCAAAAGUUGUGGAUUUAACUCCAGAAAUUUUUAUUGUUGAUCAAAGUCACUGUGCAAGAUAUCAAGUAAAAUCUGUUGCUGCGAAUUUAGAGAAUUUUCAUAUUUCCGUGAAUUCUACUGAAAUUGCUGAUUUUCAAUCUCAGUGUCUUGAAGAAAUUCAAAGGAUGAAAUCAUUAAAAAUUACUGGAUUUAAUAUAUCGAUUUAUGAUUUGUUAAUAAAACCACAUAGAGCAAUUGGUAUGUACAUGCGAAAUAAGACUGUUGUUGAAUUGUUAGAUGCAAUAAAUUUCGAAGAAAAAUUCCCUUUAUAUGCCGGUAAAUUGAAAGUUUGUGUAAUGAGAGGUAAACUUGAGUGUCGACUACUGGAAUUAGCUUAUCAUUGUCUUGAAGUUCUAAAAGUGAAGUUACCUGAUGUUGUCGUCUCUGAAAUUGUUUCGUACUUUGACACUUCGGACUUACAUCGUUUAAUUAUUGCUUCGCCUAUUUCUAGCAAAAAGAAAAAGUCAGUUCAAUAUCACGAAGAGCUUUCUGAAAUUCUUAAUUCACUGUUCUUCUCUGCUUCUUCAUCAUUAUUUCGAAGUUGUAAAAGUGAGGCUACCUGAUGUAUUUUGAAUCGUUUCGUACUUUGAGACUUCAGUCUAACAUUGUUUAUUUAAAACUUCGCCUAUUUCUGGUGAAAUGAAAAAGUCAGCUCAAUAUUAAGAAAAUGUUAGUUAAUUUGAAUAUUGUUUAUUUGUUCAUUAAUUUAUAAACAUAAAAUGCUAAAAAAUGUCAAUAUAAAUAUAAGUAUAUAAUACAUAACAAACAAGUAGGAAAAUAUUACACAAGUAUAAAAAUGUUUUUUUUAUAUAUAUAAUACUAUUCUGUAAUGUAAUUUUUUAAAAAUUUUAUAAUUUAUAAAAUAAAAAUUUACAAAUAUCUAUUUUUUCUUACUUUAUACAAUUUUCUUUAUUAAACGUAUUCGAUAUUUAGGAAUUUAUUUAAUCCUUUUUAAAUAAGAAAAUUAUAAUAUAAUUAAAUUAUAUUUAUUAAUCAUAUAACUGGGUUCAAAAGAAACACAACUUCCUACGUUACUGCUUUUGAGUUACUGACGCCAUUGCUUCCCCUCUAACUCUUCUUGUU